Molecule: messenger RNA, 852 nt
Organism: Micropterus dolomieu (smallmouth bass)
Lineage: Eukaryota; Metazoa; Chordata; Actinopteri; Centrarchiformes; Centrarchidae
Product: vicilin-like seed storage protein At2g18540
Exons: 1
Molecular function (GO): GTP binding; protein dimerization activity
Source: RefSeq, a predicted model, not a curated record
GAUGUGGGCCAGUGCAUCUCUUUUGCUGCUCCUGGACCCCAUGUGUUCCUGGUGGUCAUCAGACUGGGCAGAUUCACUGAGGAGGAAACGCAGACAGUGCAGAAGAUUCAAGAAAUCUUUGGCCAGGCUGCAGACAGUUACAGCAUGGUUCUCUUUACUGGUGGUGACCUUAUUGAAGACACAACUAUCGAGGACUUCUUGAAUGAAAGUUCAGAGCUUCAACAACUCGUAGCCAGAUGUAACGGCCAGUACCAUGUCUUCAACAACAACAAGAAGGAGGAUCGCUCUCAGGUCACUGAGCUCCUCCAGAAGAUCAGAGAUGUAGUCCAGAAGAACGGAGGACACCACUACACCAACGAGAUGUUCCAAGAGGCCGAGAGGGCAAUCAAAGAGGAGAAACAACGCAUCCUGAAAGAAAGGGAAGAGCAAAUACGGGAAGAAAGAGAGAAACUUGAAAGGGAAAUUGAGGAAAAAUAUGAAAAACUAAUGAAGAAAAUUACUGAGAAACUCCAGGCUGAGAGAGAGAGGGAGAGGAGAGAGAGAGAGGAGGAGAGAAAGAGGGAGAAGGAGGAGAUGAGAGAGGAAAGAAAGAGGGAGAAGGAGGAGAUGAAUGAUGAAAGAAAGAAGGAGAGGGAGGAGAUGAAUAAGGAAAGAAAGAGGGAGAAGGAGGAGAGAGAGGAGGAGAGAAAGAGAGAGAGGAGGGAGACAGAAAGGGAGAGGAAUGAACUAAUCAAAGAGCGAAUGAGAGAACUGAGAGAGGAAACAGAGAAGUUGCAGGCCAGAAAUGAACAGGCAGCCAGGAUGGAAGCUGAGAGGCGAAAUCAGAAAAGCUCAGAUUGUUCGAUUCUGUAA